AUGGCGGAAGGGCAGCGGACCCAGCUGGGCGACCUGCUGACGAACGCCAAGGGCGGCAAAUUCCUGCCCCUCAGAGGCCCCGAUGGCGCGGCGCCGUGCUGGCGGUCGCCGGACUGGCUCAAGAUCAUCUGGCACCCCGCGGCCUUCGGGGACCAGGAGGCCCGCCGCGUGAACGUCUGCUUCGAGCCCGACGCGCCCACCGUGGAGUUCUUCGAGGGCUUGGAGCACGAGCUGGUGAACCUCCUGGCCGCCAAGUCGGCGCAGGAGCCCAAGGCCUUCGGCAAGACCCUGGCGGCCUCCGACGUCCAGGCCCGCGUGCAGUCGUGCCUCAAGGCCUCGCAGCGGGGCGGCUCCUUCCUGAAGGCCAAGUUGAAUUGGGACCGCGUGCGCUUCUGGGACGCGGACGGCCAGCCGCUGGAGAGCCCGGGCGACCUCGCGGGGCGGCUGGCGAAGGUGCGCGUGGAGCUGCGGCAGGUCUGGCUGAUGAGCCCGCAGUGCGGCCUGCUGCUGGAGGUGACCGACCUGCAGCUGCGCGAAGCGGCCCCGGAAUGCCCCUUCUAA
Molecule: messenger RNA, 561 nt
Organism: Symbiodinium necroappetens
Lineage: Eukaryota; Dinophyceae; Suessiales; Symbiodiniaceae
Source: the annotation of a GenBank genome assembly